ACGCCAGCAAAUUUGCCUGGGUCACGGUCACUCUCGUUGGUCGCCAGAUGAAUAUUAAUAGCAUUGCAGAUGUACUUUCAUAAGUGCUUCCCUUUCGUACGAUCCGCAACAAAAAUGUUCUCUGAGAAAGUAUGCGGACUGGACUCUCCCAAUUGUGAGGCUGUGAUUUCUGUUACUGUUGCGACAAUUCGAAAAAGGGAACUUAUUUAAUAUACACGCCGUACAUAGUAAAUAAUUGCAUAAGCGGUUUUUGAAAAACAAUUUGCCAUUUUAGAAUCAGUUCGUAAUCGCUGGAGCAAGCGUUUCGUUCUAACAAUUAAUCAUAUGUUUUUGAAGAGAAAUUACUAUUUAAAAUGUUGGAAUUAGUUCGCGAUGAUUGGACGCUGCUGAGAGAUUUGUAUCGAAACGAUCGUACAAGUCUGACGGGCUAUGAUUUAAUUAAUAACUAUAUUUACUGGCCGGAUCAGGCAGAAUAUGUGAAAAUUUAUACAACAAACGACAAUUGGCUGGAGCACGGAAGUUUUGUGCUAAUUCACAAUUCGAAUGACAAGGCAGACGUUUUCUUCAAUACGCUAAAUGGAUCUUUGUUGGAACUGCAAGCGCUGCUCAGUUCCUUGAAAUUAAACAGCAGACAUUGGUUUUGCGGCUAUAGACAUCUUUUGAGAAAUAUUGUGGACAAAUAUUGUGUGGAAAGGUGUUUGAAGCUAAAGAAGCUGGAGCAUUUAGAAACAUUUGUCUAUUAUUUGCCACAAUCGGCGAUUCAACCAUUUGAUUGCCGCUUAAUUGCAGAUAUCAGUUUCGGUCCCCUGGACAUCAAACAUGCAUCUCAAGUGGAUGAGCACUGGCCCCACCGUUCAGACGAUUCCCUAGCAUUGAUAAGCGAUCGCAUUAGAAAUUAUAUCAGCGUGGGCGCAUUCGAUAGGGACGGCCAGUUGUUGGCUUGGUGCUUGAGAUCCUCGCAAGGCGGCCUUAGCAAUUUGCAUGUCCUGCCCCCUUACAGACGUCUUGGACUGGCCUCGUUGAUGGUGCGUUUUAUGGCUCAAGAAAUUGCAGCAACAGGCGCUGAGGUUUUGGCCACAAUUGCGUUUGGCAAUAGGAUAUCGCAAAUAUUUUUCGAAAAGCUGGGAUUCAAGCUCAUUGACAACAUAUAUUUUACCACGGUGCCGGCUUAUUGAUCGAAAGUUAUGCAACUCAAAACCAAUUAGUUUUUAAAUAUGCAUUUAAGCGAGACAUUUAUAUAACACCAAGAAUAGCUCUGGGCUGGCGGGCACAGAAUAAUUUCAGAGCACUUGGUAGCUUAAUAAAUCUUAUUGUGAUCAGCAAA
Drosophila virilis is the source of this 1324-nucleotide messenger RNA. RefSeq lists its product as uncharacterized. Lineage: Eukaryota; Metazoa; Arthropoda; Insecta; Diptera; Drosophilidae. The record is from RefSeq and is a predicted model, not a curated record. Gene Ontology annotation, molecular function: acyltransferase activity, transferring groups other than amino-acyl groups.